CGUGGUGCUGAAAUCUCUAACGCGCACUCCCACUCGCGCCACACACACACUGCGACUUCAGCACUGAAAACACGCACGUCUAUUCACAAAUAAUGGAGGUUCAUUUGAACGGAUUCUCGUGGAAACUUUUUCUACUUUCUUACUUAUUUCUGGAGUGCUUGUCCCAGGACUUUGGACAACAAACCCAGUUCAUUUGCACGUCGGUACCCAAGGAUAUGGACAUAUGUUCGGCGACGUUACAAAACAGUGUUCCGGGGGAGGAUUUAAAGACUACGGUCAUGCAGCUCCGAGAAACAGUACUACAGCAGAAGGAAACCAUUAUGAACCAAAAAGAGACCAUACGGGAAUUAACCUCCAAGCUCACGCGCUGUGAGAGUCAGAGCGGGACGGACUCCGGAGAUUCUCGAGGCGGCGGACGACGGAAAGAGUCCGGUACUAAGAACACCAUGGGGGAUGUAUCCCGAGGUCCGUCAGACACACUAACGCAGUUGUCACAGACUUUACAGUCUCUCAAACAGAGAUUGGAAAAUCUAGAGCAAUUCAGCCGAAAUAACAACUCGGUGCAGGCGAACAGUCUCAAGGACCUGCUACAGACCAAGAUAGACGACCUGGAGAAGCAGGUGCUGUCCCGCGUGAACACUUUGGAAGAGGGCAAAACGGGGCUGCGCAACGAGACGGAGCAACGCGGCCGCGUGGAGUCCACUCUCACGUCGCUCCACCAGAGGAUCACGGACCUGGAGAAAGGCUUGAAGGACAACAGACCGCUGGAUAAAUUCCAGCUGACCUUUCCGCUGAGAACCAACUACAUGUACGCGAAGGUGAAGAAGAGCUUACCGGAGAUGUAUGCAUUCAGCGUGUGCAUGUGGCUCAAGUCCAACGCCUCCCCGGGGGUUGGCACUCCGUUCUCGUACGCCGUCCCCGGUCAGGCUAACGAGCUGGUGCUCAUCGAGUGGGGCAACAACCCGAUGGAGCUCCUCAUAAACGAUAAGGUGGCGAAGCUGCCGUUCCUCAUCAACGAUGGGAAGUGGCACCACAUCUGCGUUACCUGGACGACGCGUGAUGGCGUGUGGGAGGCGUUCCAGGACGGAGUGUCCAGGGGAACAGGAGAGAACCUGGCCCCGUACCACCCCAUCAAACCCCAGGGGGUCCUCAUCCUGGGGCAGGAACAGGACACGCUGGGCGGUGGUUUCGACGCAACGCAGGCAUUUGUGGGUGACCUGGCCAACUUUAACAUCUGGGACCGCAAGUUGUCCAUGGGCGAGAUCUACAACCUGGCCACCUGCAGCAGCAAGGCACAGGUGGGCAACGUCUUCUCCUGGCUCGAGACCAGCAUAGACAUCUACGGUGGAACCUCCAAGUGGACAUUCGAGGCGUGUCGCCAGCUCAACUGAACCGCACGGAAUCCCUCGCCACGCAACCAUGCGAGACUGCACAGAACCCCACCCGACCAAUAAGGAGAGAGCAGGAGCAAGGAACCUUCUCCUGAAUCAAGGGGUGCAGAUUCCCAAAUGUUUCUUUGCAACUGGUUUUAAGAAAACGAAAACAGAACAACAAAAGAAAACAAAAACAUAACAACAAAAAAUGAGUAAAUAAAUAAAGGACAGAGGACACAGGGGGUUUUAAAAGACACUAAGAGCAUGACUGCCAGCCAAGCAAAUCAGUGGAUUUUCUAGUAGAUGUUUAAGAUUCUUCUUCUGACACUUGUGUAUUUUUCUGCUCCUAGUCUCAGUUAGCUUGUCUGCUAUCCUCCAUUUUGAGUGAGUUUUCCAGAGUUUUCUGACUAAUCAGUAGGCUAACACUAGAGUGGGUUAGCUUGUCUGCUAUCCUCCAUUUUGAGUGAGUUUUCCAGAGUUUUCAGACUAAUGAAUAGGCUAACGCUAGAGUGGGUUAGCUUGUCUGCUAUCCUCCAUUUUGAGUGAGUUUUCCAGAGUUUUCAGACUAAUGAAUAGGCUAACGCUAGAGUGGGUUAGCUUGUCUGCUAUCCUCCAUUUUGAGUGAGUUUUCCAGAGUUUUCAGACUAAUGAAUAGGCUAACGCUAGAGUGGGUUAGCUUGUCUGCUAUCCUCCAUUUUGAGUGAGUUUUCCAGAGUUUUCAGACUAAUGAAUAGGCUAAAGCAAUCAGGAGAGCACCGUGUUUCACAAACCAUUCGGUCGACAUAUUCAUUCUGUUGUAAUGCUAGAACCCUUUUCUUCUGUAAUUUCCCUUGAGCAAUGGCCAGGCAGGUUAUGCCUUUUACCGAACAUACACACACACACACACACACACACACACACACACACUCACUCAUGCACUUACACCCCCCCACCCCACCCCAACCCACCUGACACCUCUCACUGUGACCUACAGGUGGACCUAAAACAAGAAUGUAAACGAACUUGACACACAAAGCUUUUUCUUUUUUCUAAUCUAUCUGCAGUUACUUUAUUGUGGUUGUUUUCCUAUGUUCCAGCACCAUUGGUAUAUACUACAAAUCAUUAUGAUUAUAAGUAGUGUGUGUGUGUGUGUGUGUGUGUGUGUGCGUGUGUUUGCUCGGUAUAUACUACAAAUUAUUAUGGUUAUAAGUAGUGUGUGUGUGUGUGUGUGUGUGUGUGCUUGGUAUAUACUACAAAUCAUUAUGGUUAUAAGUAGUGUGUGUGUGUGUGUGUGUGUGUGCUCAGUAUAUACUACAAAUCAUUAUGGUUAUGAGUAGUGUUCCACUUGUCACUCUUUCUUGUUGUCUGUGGUAAAUUACUUACUUGCCAAUAUGUUAAAAAGCCUUGGUGCCUUGGGCGGCUGAAGGAAUCGAUGGAGCGAGAUGUGUAUGUGUGUGUGUGUGUGUGUGUGUGUGUGUGUGUCUGCUAUCCCAUAAUAAGUGUUUCUACCUGAGUGUGUGUAUCUGUACAGACUUGAGCCAUUCUGAGCAGACAUACUGGAUAUUUUCACACACUGUUUUGCCACACUGAUGAAAAACGGAACUGUGUGCAUGUGUGUGCUUUUCUGUGUGAGUAUGUGUGUGUGUGUGUGCAUGUGUGUGCUUUUCUGUGUGAG
This is a messenger RNA of Alosa sapidissima (American shad), 3027 nucleotides long. RefSeq names its product neuronal pentraxin 1 like (gene nptx1l). The transcript has 5 exons. The record is from RefSeq and is a predicted model, not a curated record. The coding region runs from base 93 to 1391 and encodes 432 amino acids. Lineage: Eukaryota; Metazoa; Chordata; Actinopteri; Clupeiformes; Clupeidae.